Syzygium oleosum is the source of this 863-nucleotide messenger RNA. Its product is annotated as stress-related protein. The transcript is spliced from 3 exons. The record is from RefSeq and is a predicted model, not a curated record. NCBI's taxonomy places the organism in Eukaryota, Viridiplantae, Streptophyta, Magnoliopsida, Myrtales, Myrtaceae. The coding region runs from base 81 to 749 and encodes 222 amino acids.
CAAAGUCCGUCCUUCGCAAAGCCGUUCUUCGCAGGCCUCUUUCGCAGCAUCCCCCGACGUUAGGGUUUAGAGAAACGACAAUGGCGGAUUCUGAGCCCAGAACGCAAACCCAGAACGUUGAGUACAAUGAGAGGAGGCUCAAGUACCUGGAUUUCGUUCAGAUGGCCGUGAUUUACAUGGUCAUCUGCUUCUCCACUCUCUACGAAUUCGCCAAGGACAACUCCGGCCCGCUCAGGCCGGGCGUCCAGACCGUCGAGGCCACCGUCAAGGCCGUCGUCGGACCGCUCUGCGACAGGUUCCAAGACGUUCCCUUCGAGAUCCUCCGCUUCGUCGACUCCAAGGUUGACGAGUACGUGCACGAGCUGGACAGCCUCGUGCCGUCGCUGGUGAAGCAAGCGUCGAGCCAAGCCCGAGCCGUGGCCUCGGAGGUGCAGCGCGCCGGCUUCGCCGAGGCCGCGAGGAGCGGGUGCAAGAGGUUGGAGCCGGUGGCGGAGGAGUACGCCGUGGCCGCCUGGCACCGCCUGAAUCGGCUGCCGCUCUUCCCGCGGGUGGCGGAGAUAGCCGUGCCCACGGUGGCCUACUGGGCCGACAAGUACAACAGGGCGGUGUGCUUCGCGGCGGAGAGGGGCUACCCGGUGUCGGGCUACCUGCCGCUGGUCCCGCUGGAUCGGAUCGCGAAGGCGUUCGACGAGGCGGAGCGCGGGCCGGCCGCCGCCGCCGCGAACGGGGAGGUUGCGACGGCCCAAUAGCUCUUGUCGCUUUCCAUGAGUCGCGUUUGCUUUCGAGGUUCCGUUUGGUUUGAUCGUUUUCCUCCCGUCUUUUUCGGCCGAUGACAAAAUGGGAUUUUGGGUGCGAGUGCAGAA